This is a messenger RNA of Dendrobium catenatum, 1020 nucleotides long. Its product is annotated as germin-like protein 5-1. The coding region runs from base 206 to 865 and encodes 219 amino acids. Gene Ontology annotation, molecular function: manganese ion binding. Gene Ontology annotation, biological process: regulation of root development; plasmodesmata-mediated intercellular transport. Gene Ontology annotation, cellular component: cell wall; plasmodesma. Lineage: Eukaryota; Viridiplantae; Streptophyta; Magnoliopsida; Asparagales; Orchidaceae. The transcript is spliced from 2 exons. The record is from RefSeq and is a predicted model, not a curated record.
ACUCAGUCGAUCUGCUCAACCAUCUUCCUUCCUCUUUGGCUUCAUCGCCUCCUUUUCUUUGUUUCGAAGUCCCACUUUCCUCCUCCCCUGUCUCUCCCAUCACAUCCGCCUCCAACUCCCUCCAUCCUCCACGCCAAAGCUAUCGCCUUUAUAACUCCCAAACAUCCCUCCCCCUUAAUUCCGCUCUCUCAGUCAAAACAUUCCCAUGGCGGCCAUCACCAAAUCUCCCUUCCUCCUCCUCAUCAUCACCCUCGCCGCCACCACCAUCGCCGCCGAUCCCGACCUCCUGCAAGACAUCUGCGUCGCCGAUCUCAACUCCACUCUCAAAGUAAACGGAUUCCUCUGCAAGCCUCCGGCCGCCGUGACACCCGACGACUUCUUCUUCAAGGGUAUCGCUGCACCGGACGCCACAAACAACACCUUGGGCUCCAUCGUCACGGCGGCCAACGUGGAGAAGAUUCCAGGACUUAACACUCUCGGGGUUUCCAUGUCCCGCAUAGACUUCGCUCCCAAAGGGCUGAACCCGCCGCACACCCACCCGCGCGCCACCGAGUUGGUUUUCGUUCUUUACGGCACUCUCGACGUGGGCUUCAUAACCACCGCGAAUAAACUCGUUGCCAAACGCAUAACUCACGGGGAGAACUUCGUGUUCCCCCGCGGGCUCGUCCAUUUCCAGAAGAACAACGAGGAUAAGCCGGCCGCUGUCAUCGCCGCGUUCAACAGCCAGCUUCCUGGAACGCAGGCUGUAGCCGCCGCGCUCUUUGGCUCCUCGCCGGCGGUUCCUGACAAUGUGCUCACCAAAGCGUUUCAGAUUGGCACCAAAGAAGUUGAAAAGAUUAAGAGCCGAUUAGCCCCUAAGAGUUGAUUUUGCAACAUUAUAAUUGUAAAAGAUUCUUCUUUUCUUUCCUUCUUCAUCUGUGUUAAACGGUCGAAUUUGUGCCAUCUUUGUCGGUUGGUCAGAUCAUUCAUUUCUUUAAUGAUUAUGCUUCUUGAUUAUUAAUUUGUUAUCCUGCUUCAAUA